Callorhinchus milii (elephant shark) is the source of this 922-nucleotide messenger RNA. It is a transcript of the gene lasp1, whose product is annotated as LIM and SH3 protein 1. Gene Ontology annotation, molecular function: actin filament binding. NCBI's taxonomy places the organism in Eukaryota, Metazoa, Chordata, Chondrichthyes, Chimaeriformes, Callorhinchidae. Bases 54 to 836 code for a protein of 260 amino acids. The transcript is spliced from 7 exons. Gene Ontology annotation, cellular component: focal adhesion. The record is from RefSeq and is a predicted model, not a curated record.
GAGAAAAAGGGAAGAGAGAGAGAGAGAAAAGGGGGGAAAAAAAGGCGAAGAAAAUGAACCCCCAGUGCGCCAGAUGUGGAAAAAUCGUGUACCCCAUCGAGAAAGUCAACUGCCUGGACAAGUUCUGGCACAAGGCAUGCUUCCACUGCGAAGUCUGCAAGAUGACUUUAAACAUGAAGAAUUACAAAGGUUACGAUAAGAAGCCCUACUGCAACUCGCACUACCCCAAACAGUCCUUCACCAGCGUGGCUGACACCCCAGAGAACCUGCGUCUCAAACAGCAGACUGAGCUGCAGAGCCAGGUCACGUACAAGAAAGACUUCGAGAUGAACAAGGGCCGCGGGUUCAGCGUGGUGGCUGACACGCCCGAAAUGCAGAGGAUCAAGAAGACGCAAGAUCAAAUCAGCAACAUUAAGUAUCACGAAGAGUUUGAGAAGAGCAAACGGAGCACGGGGGCGGCCGACGGGCAGCGCAGAGACUCCCAGGACGGUGCCCCUUACGGGGGAGCCCAGGACUUCCAGCAGCCGUCGGAGGGCUACCGAGCCGUCCAGCAAUCACCAGCCCCGGCUGCCCAGCAGCAGCAGCACCAUCACCCCCCUCAGUCCUACGGGAACACUGAGCCCCCGCCAUCCUCCGCCCCGAGAGCAGCUCCCCCCUCGGGGAAACGGUACCGAGCCGUGUACGACUAUGUCGCCGCCGACGAGGACGAGGUGUCAUUCCAGGACGGGGACCUGAUUGUUGACGUGCAGCAGAUCGACGAGGGCUGGAUGUUUGGCACGGUCGAGCGUUCCGGGGAGCGCGGAAUGCUGCCCGCCAACUACGUAGAGGCCAUGUAACUCCUGGCCGCGCAGGGCUGCCCGCUCGCCCGCUGGUUUUAUAUAUAUAUAUAUAUAUAAAUAAAUACAAAUUUUUAUAGAACGGA